UGACCGCAGACGCUCCGAGCCGUGAGUGACAACAUCUCCGCGGUCGGAACGAAAACAAAGUGUCGCUGCUGUGUGUGCGGAAGUUCACGGAGGACCCGGCCGUUUCUCAUCGCAGUUGCUGUCCAGAACACUCGCGGACACGAGGGACGUGUGCGCACUUCCCCAGCGGCGACUCCGAACUUGGGUCCGUCUGACCUUCAGCAGGCUUCAUCCACCUCUCGGGCUGGACUGCGGUGCACUGACCUCGUCUCGCCCUCCCCUGCCCCCCCGACCCCCAGCCAUGGCCUCGCGCACUGGCUUGAGGUUGCAGCUGAUGCGAGACAAGCUGCAGCAGGAGGAGCAGCGCGAGCGGCAGCAGCAGCAGAAUGCAGCCAUGCAGUUCAUGCAGCAGCGCAUGGCGGCGCCACCUGCCCCGACGCCGGCCAUCAGCACUCCACAAACUUUCCAAAGCAUGCAAGUCCCGGUGGAGGUUCUCAAGGUCCAGACUCACCUGGAGAAUCCCACCGACUACCACAUCCGUCAGUCUCGGAGGCAGCAGGUGAAAGAGUACCUGUCGACAACCUACGCUACCAAACAGACCAUCCAUGCUGUAGCAGGGCCUGUGCCACCCUCCCCGACAGGGGUCUCAGCAUCAGCCCCCGCUCCUCUCCACUCCCCACGUGUGUGCACCGAGCAGUUCAUAUCCGGCAACAGUGCGCCCAACAGCCCCAUGGCGAUGCUCAACAUCAACUCCAGCCAUGAGAAAGAGAUGGACGACGUCAUCGAUGACAUCAUCAGCAUGCAGUCUAGCUAUGAUGAUAUCCAAGCCUACAUGGAGUCUGUUCAGAUGCCAAACACACUGCCGCUCUCCAGCAGCCACCUGGACGUGUACACCGGUCCUGGGAUGAAGGGUCCAACCAUUGGCAUGACCAGCAACUCCUGUCCGGCCAACCUCACCAUCAAACGUGAACUCUCAGAGGUCCGAGCGCUGGCCAAGGAGAGACAGAAGAAAGAUAACCACAAUCUGAUUGAAAGAAGAAGACGGUUCAACAUCAAUGAUCGCAUUAAGGAGCUGGGCACCAUGAUUCCCAAAACCAAUGACCUUGACGUGCGCUGGAACAAAGGCACCAUACUGAGGGCGUCGGUGGAGUACAUCAAGCGCAUGCAGAAGGAUGUGCAGAGGACCAGAGAGGUGGAAAAUAACUUCAAGCGGAUGGAGAUGGCCAACAAACAGUUAUUAUUGCGCAUCCAGGAGUUGGAGAUGCAGGCUCACAUCCACGGCCUCCCCAGCACCUCCCCCUCCGGCUUGAACCCCACAGAGCUGAUGGCUCCUUUCAUUAAACAGGAGACCAGUCCGGAGGAGAACCUGGCUCACCACCAGCAAGCGCACGCCCACCACCAGCACGUAUCCCAGAACCAAGCUCACCCACAGGCCCAGCAGCACCACUUCCUCCCUCCGAACCAGCACCACCACCACCACCAGGCUCCGCCGCAGCCCCGGCAGAUGCAGCUGCCCCCCCAGCACCUUCAAACCCAGCAGCCCAUCCAGUACCCGGCUGUUGGAAGCUCCCAGCCCUUUGACUUUAGCCAGUCCUUGGACUUGUGCGACGGGAUGCCCGCGUUCUCCGACAGCAUGUCGGGGCUGGGGGACCUGGCUGGACUGGACGUCCAGGGCAGAAGAGGCGACCUCAGCUUCCUGAUGAUGGACGAGCCCCUGUCCCCGAUGGGCGGAGACCCGCUCCUCUCCGCCAUGUCCCCAGAAGCCUCUGUCGACUCAAGUCGCCGCUCCAGCUUCAGCAUAGAGGAUGGAGACGUACUGUAGAUACACACUCCCCCCGCACUCCCAUACCAGCGCUCCCACCCCGACACACACACACACACGUCAGAGCGGCGUCACAAUGGUGCGCGCCAACACAACCGCUCCGAGGUGCCUGUCAGACUGGACAUUUACAAGGCGCGAGUCGAUGCCGGCGGGUCAGGAGUUCCCCAGCCUGCUUGUUUCCAUGAGGCGGCCUCGGAAUCUUAAUUGAACACGGGACAAAAGCGGCAGUUAAUUAGAGCGGAGUGAUCAGAUACGCGGCUAUGCAUCGUUCCACUUUAUGGAGGACAAGUUUUUUUCCACGUCAAUGGGGUUUAAUAAUUAUAAAUGAUGGCCUGAACAAUAGCCAAUCAAGUGGAAGUCUUCACAGACCGGCAUGAAUAAUUCAGCCUCCAGCGACUCUCACAUUUGUUUUUGUUUUUUUUUAAACUUCACCUGUGUCGGCUUCACACCUCGCACUUGUAAAUGUUUCCUCUCAACACUUGUUCACCGUUCCACCUUCUAAACAGGGUAUAAAGACUCUGGCGACCAGGAGCAGUUAACCUCUACCACAUCAGGCUCACAGCCCUUUUAACCCUGCUGCUGCUCUUCAUAGGAGUUUGAAGGUGCAGAUCUGAGUGCCUUUCAAGUGCCUGUAAAUGCUUUGCACCAAAUACAGCUAUUAUCCAAGGAGAAUGCAUCUUUCACAGCUUCACUCACUCCUUUCUGUGGAACGUCUUAACACACAGCCGUGAUAUAGACUUGUUCUGGAAGCCUUUAACAACGGCAUCAUAAUCAAUACAGCGAAACUAAAAGUCACGGUCGCCAAAGGAAAGUAGACAGGGAGGUUUUUAAUAAGAAAAAUGCCAAAGCUUGAAGCGUGGAAAAUCACACGGUGCCUUUCUGUCCGCUCAAUUAUGUAGCUGUGCGUCCUCCUUGCAACAAGUACGUGUUUGCAGUCUCCACGUAUGUAUUGAUGGCUGUUGCCUCUGCUCAUCCAAGAACAGGAGGACUGGACUCAUUUGGAGCACAAAAUCCACCAUGUGGGGGAAAGUAUUUAUCACUGAGUUCAGCUAAAUGAACUGUUUUGGCAGCUCCUGCAACUCUUCGGGUAGUAAACCAUUUCCCUUGGUCAGCACUGUCACGCUCCACUGCGCCACAAGUGUCUUUAUCUGUGGACUUCGUCUGCGAAUCCAAGUGUUGUCCGGCCUGCUGCAAAGAAACACUGCAGCCACGUGUUGAACCAGCGGGUUCAUUUUCUGCAAUGAUCAGUAGAGACGGGAGAGAAAUGAAUAUAAUAAACUUUCUGUCUUGAUUUGAAUUUUGUGAUGACUUCAUCUCCAAAAGCACUGGAAACUAUAUUAUUGUGUGUAUGGAUUCAUUUAGAUGUUUUUUUUUGUUGCCAAAGCCACUUACAUGUCCUUUUUUUUUUUUUUUAAUUUAAAUGUGUAUUCCAAACCGCCCUUUCUUCUCAUCGCUGUGCACUGUAAUGGUGUUAAACCACUGGGGGAAAAAACAGGGAGUGAAACUCAUGUAUUUAUAAAACACAACUCAGUUCAGUCCGGGCUCAAGCUCACCUGUUCCACAAUGUGCCUUUCUGUCUUCUAGAUUGUUGUGUUCAUUCACUGUAAUUCUGAUCCAAGAAACCGGGGUUUCUGUUUCUCUGUGAACGCCCCAUCAACACUCCGAUGGUGCUCAACGUCCCUUUGCACAACAACACUGGGAAAUUUGGUACUCAUUUGACGGAUGAUAUAAAA
Molecule: messenger RNA, 3534 nt
Organism: Synchiropus splendidus (mandarinfish)
Lineage: Eukaryota; Metazoa; Chordata; Actinopteri; Syngnathiformes; Callionymidae
Gene: tfeb
Product: transcription factor EB
Exons: 11
Coding region: 281-1801 (506 amino acids)
Biological process (GO): regulation of transcription by RNA polymerase II; humoral immune response; positive regulation of DNA-templated transcription
Cellular component (GO): nucleus
Molecular function (GO): protein dimerization activity; DNA-binding transcription factor activity, RNA polymerase II-specific; RNA polymerase II cis-regulatory region sequence-specific DNA binding
Source: RefSeq, a predicted model, not a curated record